Messenger RNA from Linum trigynum, 1953 nucleotides. NCBI's taxonomy places the organism in Eukaryota, Viridiplantae, Streptophyta, Magnoliopsida, Malpighiales, Linaceae. The record is from the annotation of a GenBank genome assembly.
AUGCUCUCUUGCCCGCACUACCACUCCUCCUUCCACCUCCACCGCAAUCCCCCCGCCGCCGUUACCGUCACCACCGCCGCCUUCUCCAUCUCCGCCUCUCUCCCACGCCGCCAGAAUGUCCAAUUCUCCAACGAUUCCUCCCCGGCGGCGACCAACACCAACUCUCCUCCCCCUCCGCCACAGCCAAAGGACCCAAUUCUCCGCACACACAACGCCAAAACCGCUUCCCUCCUCUCCCGCCACCUACAUCACGAUCCCUCUCCUCCUGCAGCUCCCCAGCUCCCCGAAUUCCAGCAACAGGUCUUCCCUCCCGAGGAGCAAGUGAAGCGUCAAGAGCUCUCCCUCCUCGCCACCAGGCGAGCUCCCAGGUUCCCCGGCUCCAUUUCCUUCGACUCUCCCACCUCCUCCGCCGCCUCUCCUCUUCAAACCCUGUUCGUCAAGGACGCAGGAUCGGCCGAAGACGAGGACGAUGGUGGUGGCGUGGACGACGAGACGAUAAUCAAGGCCGUCGAGAUCCGCAGGAAAGUCACUGCCGAGAUUUUCCAGCAGGCGAUGAAGAGGGGAAAAUUUGGGUUGACGUAUGCCUCCAAUUUGGCUUCCAAAUUGGGGGAUUUCCUCGAUUUCGUUAUGAUCGAGGCCGCGGAGAUGAAGAAGCUGCGGCAGUUCGAAGGUUCCAGCUUCAAUCUUCGAGCGAAGAUCGUCAUUGAAGAACUGGAAGUUGUGUCACUUAUCAGGUGGUUGAAGCACAAUGAGCUGUCCUACCCCAAGAUAGCUAAGCUCAUAAACAUGGCGAGAGGCCGGCUCGACACUGUCAGGCGGCUUGCUGUCUGGCUGAAGAUGAUUCACGUGAAAGGCGAGUUUCUGGGGCCUGUGCUGACCAAAGCAGGGGGGAAUAUUUUGGAAAGAAGCAUUGAGGAAUUGGAUGAAAUCGUCGGGUACUUGGAGCGCAAUGGAGUGAGGAGAGAUUGGAUGGGGUAUGUAAUGAGUCGAUCUCCGCCAUUGUUGUCUUACACAAUGGAAGAAGUGAAGGCCCGAGUUCGGUUUUUCUUGGACAUGGGUAUGAAUGAGAAGGAUUUUGGGACAAUGGUGUUUGAAUAUCCUAGGGUCCUUGGUUAUUACAGUCUUGAGGAGAUGAACCAGAAGGUUGGUUAUCUGAAGGAGUUUGGGAUCAGUGAUCAAGAUGUUGGAAAACUCCUAGCAUUUAGACCACAGUUGAUGGGUUGUAGCAUUGAGGAGACAUGGAAACCUCUUGUUAAGUACUUUUACUAUCUUGGAAUUUCCAGAGAUGGUAUGAGGAGAAUGCUUAUGAUCAAACCGAUGAUUUUCUGUGUCGAUGUCGAGAAGACCAUAGUGCCAAAGGUACGGUUUUUUCAAGACAUCGGGAUUCAGGAUGAUGGGAUCGGAAAUAUGCUCGUCAAGUUCCCUCCAUUGCUUACCUACAGCCUGCACAAGAAGAUCCGGGCAGUGGUAAUAUUCCUGAUGACAAGAGGUGGGGUUAGCGAGAGGGACAUCGCCAAGGUUAUAGCUUCAGGGCCCGAGCUCUUAGGGUGUAGCAUAGUGCAUAAGCUCGACAUCAAUGUCAAGUAUUUCUUCUCCCUUGGUAUACGCCCUCAUUUGCUGGGGGAGAUGGUUGCAGACUUCCCCGUGUUGCUGCGGUACAAUGUGGAAGUCCUCCGUCCAAAGUAUCGGUACUUGAGGCGGACUAUGGUUGGCAGCUUGCAAGAUGUAAUCGAGUUCCCAAGGUUCUUCAGCUACUCACUUGAGGAUCGGAUAAUGCCGCGGCAUAAGGUAUUGGUGGAGAAGCAGAUAAACAUGAAACUGAGGUACAUGCUAGCAUGCAGCGACGAGGAGUUUGAGAGGAAGGUGGAGGCUAUUCUGGAGAAGAGACGAAGUUUAGAAGCCGGUCGACUAGAUCAGAAAGAUGAGCAUAUAGGCUCCCUCCAAUUAUCAUGA